AUUUAGAAAACAAAACAAGACUGAAAUCUUCUUUCUUUUGAAGCCAAAAUUCCCACAGUGAAUCAAUUCAUUAAUCAAUGAAAUGGAAACCAGAGUUCCCCCGUUACACGAAGGCUUAGAAGGCACUACUUUUGAAGAAAAUAAGCUCACAUUGGACUCAAACAAGGAACUGAAACAUUUGGGAAAUUUGGACAAAUUGAAAUCUGAGCAUGGAACCACUGGACAGAAUCAGAAUACCAAUAAGUCAAGGGGUUUAGGGAGUGUGACUUCUGCUAGAAAUUUUAUUGGAGAUGCCAAUGGGGAGAAGCCAAAGGGAGUGUCAGAUUCAAUGUGGAAGAAAUUUCAAGUACUCCAUAAAAGACGAGAAGAUAUAUUAGCAAGAUCAAAAUUAAAAAGACAGCGUGAAUUCCAAAAGAAACUUAAACAUGAAUCGCAGCAAAACAAAUCUGUUGAUGAACCCCCAGAGAAGAAAUCUACAGAACCUGAUAAAGAUGAAAUUACCAAGACACCAGACACAAAUGAAACCUCUUCAGCUAGUGGCGUAGAGAGCUGGAGUGAUAUCAAGCCAUAUCUUCAUUGUAAAGAUCAUCUGAAAGGAAUCGAUCCAGGAAGAUAUGCCCCAAAGACUAAACUAGAGAAUGAGGUUGAUGCUGCUAUAUCACAGGGACAGUACACCAAAGCAGAGCAGCUCAGUGACCACAUGGCCAAUAGAGAGUUUGGAAGUAAAGUCGCUGAAGCUUUCCAAGCAAAGAAAUAUGCUGAGGAGAAGCAGAAAGAAGAUCAACUGAAGAAAGAAAGAGAAAGGAAGAAACUCAACUGGGGAUUUGCUGAGAAACAAAGAUGGGAGAGAAAAUCCAACAUGUGAUACUACUACAGAAAGGGACAUUGAAUAAUACAUGAGAAUUCAUCCUCAUUGAAAAUGAACACAACCGAGGCCUAGAUAGUCUUUCUAUCUCAUUGUGAACUGCAUGGGCUUAUUAUAGGCUUAUAUUUCAAAACUAAUAUAAGGAUCCCAUUUUAGAGACAGAAAAUCCAACACAAAAAUUAAUAAUUAUUGUAAAUGAUAAUAAAUAUUGCUGUAUUUCUAUUUAAUACACAAAAGCAUAUUGUAACAUUAUAAUGCAAUUAAUCAAUAAAAUUGCUCAAUUAUGUAAAAUACAUUAAGUUGAUAAUACAAUAUGAAGUACUUAUUUCUUAUACAUGUGUAAACCUGUGGAACAAGAAUAAACGAGAAAAUCAACAAUAUUCAUAACGUCAUUGUGUCAUUAAUUCACCAAGAACAUGCUGAAUAUUAUAUUCACCUAGGCAUGCAAUGAUAACAUGAGUUUAUGUGAAUAUUUCUUAACAUUUGGUAAAAUAUAUCAAUUUCAUAUGUAAUUAAAACCUACCAAAACCACUCACAUUUAGAGUGAUCCCAUGUUCGCAUUAGGAUUCAUAAAUUUUUUCCAGUUCACAUAUUAUUACGAUCUUAGAGAGGUGUUUUAAAUCUAUAAAUGUGAUAA
This is a messenger RNA of Owenia fusiformis, 1502 nucleotides long. NCBI's taxonomy places the organism in Eukaryota, Metazoa, Annelida, Polychaeta, Sabellida, Oweniidae. The record is from the annotation of a GenBank genome assembly.